Messenger RNA from Brenthis ino (lesser marbled fritillary), 381 nucleotides. NCBI's taxonomy places the organism in Eukaryota, Metazoa, Arthropoda, Insecta, Lepidoptera, Nymphalidae. The record is from the annotation of a GenBank genome assembly.
AUGUUGUCGUCGCUUAUAAAGGAACACCAAACCAAACAAGCAGCUAAAAGAGUAUUACAAGAACAAAAACGCAAGGAAUGCAUUACUGCUGCUAAUGAUUUAACUCAAGCUCUGGUUGACCAUCUUAAUGUUGGAGUAGCUCAAGCUUAUUUAAAUCAAAAGAAACUAGAUGCUGAAGCAAAAUUGCUUCAUCAAGGUGCAAUAAAUUUUGCUAAACAAACACAACAGUGGCUUGCACUUGUGGAAAACUUUAGUAGUGCUCUUAAAGAAAUAGGGGAUGUGGAAAACUGGGCUCGGAGCAUUGAAAAUGAUAUGAAAAUUAUAACCGACACUUUGGAAAGAGCGUAUGAGACUGCACAAGAAAAACCAAGUACUAGCAAA